AAUUUAAUAAAAAGUGAUUGUAGGAUUAAACACACAUAAACCACAGAAUGAAGUUAUACAAAUAUACAAAUUAUCAAAUCAUUUCAUGAUAAUGGAAAGAGCUUUUUUACAUACAUAUGUAUAUAUACACAUACAUACACACAUAUCUAUAAGUUUCUAGAUUUUGAUUCUAGCAAGUAUUUAAACUAUGAAACAGGUGAUUUUUUUUAACCAAGAUUAAUAUAACAAAUAUUUAUUGAAGGCCAACUAUUUGCCAGCCAUAGAGUCAAAACCAAUGCCAGUUUAACUUUGUUAACAUAAACCUAUUAUUGGUAUUGACUUGAUUUACACUUUUUGUAAAGGUUAUUAUGUGUUGUAAAAAAAUGCAUGAAUUUUAAUCAUAGAACAAAUUCAAGGAAUAUGUAUUUGCCAUGUUUUAGCCAAUAUAUGUGAAGAGAAGUAAAAUUUCUUUUUACAAUUUGUCAUUGAAAUAAAUGCUGACAAGAUCCAUUAUAUACAUUUAUAAUAUACUCUCAGAUUAUAAAUCUGAAUAGGUUUAUUAAUGUUUUGUAACUAGAUUUUAAUUGUUAAGGUCAACAUUAAAUGACUGUUCAAAAUAGUAGUGGUAGCAUAUGAACCUGUCACUUUUUUCUACUUAAGCCCCUUCCCCCCCUACAUUAAGUACCAAUGCAUUUAAGAUAACAUGUACUUUUAAAUAUAUUAAAAAUUAAGUAUGUUAUUGUGAUGGUUAAUAUUGAGUGUCAACUUGAUUGAAUUGAAAGAAGCAAAGUAUUAUCCUUCAGCGUGUCUGUGAGGGUGUUGACAAAGGAGAUUAACAUUUGAGUCAGUGAACGGAGAGAGGCAGACCCACCCUUAAUGUGUAGGCACCAUCUAAAUAGCUACCAGCACAGCUAGAAUAAAGUAGGCAGAAAAAGAAGCAAGGAUUAUACUUGCUCAGUUUUCCAGCCUUCAUCUUUCUCCCGUGCUGGAUGCUUCUUGCCCUCAAACAUCAGACUCCAAAUUCUUCAGCUUUUGGACACUUGGACUUACACCAGUGGUUUGCCAGUGGCUCUCAGGCCUUAGGCCACAGGCUGAAGGCUGCACUGUUGUCUUCCCUACUUCUGAGGUUUUGGGACUUGGACUGAUCCACCAUUGGCUUCCUUGCUCCUCAGUUUGCAGAUGGCCUGUCGUGGAAUAUUACCUUGCGAUCAUGAGUCAAUUCUCCUUAAUAAACUCCCUUUCAUAUAUACAUAUAUUUUAUUAGUUCUGUCCCCCUAGAGAACGCUGACUAAUACAGUUAUUAUUGUUCUUAAUCUCCAGCUUGAAACUAGGCAUCUUUUCUCCUUGUUUGUCAUGGGUACACUCUGACAUUUCAGUUCAAAGUCACCCAUCUCUAUUAGAAUCUGCCAGCUCCUAGUUCCUCUGUUUCAAACCUGCAGCAAUGUUCUGCCAGCCUUUUGUCAGUCACUUUAUUCAAAUAACUUGUGUUAGUAGCAGGGCUGCAAUAUCUAUUGCAAUUUCAUUACAGAAACGUAAGAUGAGCAAGCAGAAAUUCAAGGAAAACUGAAAAGUUUCCUCCCUGGUGGUGACUAAAGUUACCCUGAAGCAAACAAAAUUGGACCAAGACAUACUGUCUGGGGGUCCAUGGCUUCUUUCCUUAUGAACUCAGUUUUAGAAACAGUGGAGAAUGGUUGCCAAUUUAAGGGCACCAGAGAGUAGGAAUGUGUAUUCAAGCCAGACUGUCUGAGUUCAAAUCCUUGCUGGGUCAGUCAAUUUCCAUGUGAUCUUAGGCAAGCUGUAUAAUUCUUUGGGCCUUGGUUUUCCCAUUUGUAAAAUGGAGAUAAUAAUAGUUUAUAUCUCAUAGCUUUGCUGUGAGGAUUUAAUAAGUUAACAUUUGUGUUUAGCACAGCACUGGAGAAAUAGCAGAUUGGAGGAACUACAGAAGUCCUAACAUUGCUGUGGUUCUGAAAAAGCAGCAACUUGAGGAGCUCUUGAAAACCUAAAUAGUAUUUAAGGCCAAGAGUAUCUGUCUAUUGUCAGGGUCACCAGAAAAAAAUGUGAGAAGCAACUUCGAGGUAAUGCUGCAUUUCAGCAUGCUUUACCCCAAAUGGAAACGUAGAGAACCCAGGCAGGCCAUGUUUUCCAAAGAGCAGGGGAUCAACUUGUUCUUGAUGGGAGGUUUAAAUCUUAGGAAAACCAUAAAUAAGGCCACAGUCAUGGACUUUGAACACUAAAUCAGAUGAAAUAACUUGUAACUUCUUCCAUGUAAUCACAAAAGCUGGAAAACAUUUAUUAGUAAUUUAAAGACGAUUACCCAAUUGACAUUGUUUUUGAAAAAAGAUAUUAAAAAUUUAUUAAACUAUAAUUUUAUUGUUAAUUAUUUGAAUUCAAGAAGAUUAUUAUGGUCACUUCUAUGAGAUUUAGUUAAUCUCCACUUCUUUCUACCCUGUAAUUUUAUUAGUUAUCUUAAGACAGUUUCAAAUUAUUUCAUCAAUCUUCAUCUUUGCUUUUAAUUUAUGCAGCAGAAUUUACUUGUUCAUUGGUAUGAGUAAUUUUCAAUAUUUUGCCAAACAGCCUGUGGCAACAAAACACAAGUUGCAUAUAUUAGACUUUUCUUUUUGAGUGCAAUGCAACAAAAACAAAUUAUGCUGCAAACCCAACUUCAUUGAACUGCAGGCAGUCAUAACUAAUUAAAAAUACUUUUAAAACAUCUGUAUGAAAACAAAUUUGACCAACAUAUUUGGGAGGCAAAUAGUAGAGCAAAGCAUAUCUUAUGACUAUAAUAAUUUUUAGUUGUACUUUACUGUUAUUUAUGUUUUUUAUCUCCCUACUCUGACAAAAUGCUUUAUAUAUCAUUCAGUCCAUCUUGUUCUAGAACCUACUAUAUUUGAAACCCAAUAAAUAGUUGUAGACCAAUUUUCUUACUGUUAUAUACUCAGAUUAUGCCUUAAAGUUCACCCUACAAGUAAACUUUCCAUCAAUUUCAUAGUGUUGUGAAAACUCUCUAGUAGCUCAGAACGUUCUUGGUGGUCUCAAUGUAUUAAAAGUAUGCAGUCAGAUACUGAUGUCUCUGAGUCCUGUAGACAGCUAACAAAGCUGAAGCCCACAGGCUAGUGAGCACCAGCUGAGAACAACUUUCUAUAGGCUUUGUGGGAAGCCCAAGAGAGACAGGAUCUGAGAUGUGAUGAUAUGUCCUCUGGCAGCAGCAAUAUCUGAUAUCGAGCUCUGCUAGGUGGUGCUGAGUGUGGCCUCUGAGGUGUCUUAUUGUCUGGACACCUGCUUCCUUCACCGGCUGCAGAGAACACAGUAUCCAUUAAAGGAGCUGAAGGAGGUGCUAGAGGAGUUUACAUGGCAGGAGUCCAGGAAGCUCUGCAACAGUCCAAAAUGAGGUUGGGACACAUGAUACACUUGUUCGUCCCUAUUCUCUACCUUCACACAUAUGCAUAUCAGUCCUUCCGUGGCUGCUAUAUUCUUGUGGUGGGAUCCAAUCCAGCUGCAGUCUUGCUCUCCCAAUGCAUGCUCAUUCUGCAAAUCAGAGCUUCAACGUAUUGCUAUGAAAAAUUCUGACUGGUCUUGAAAUCCAUUGACACCAUCACAAGAAAAUUCAACAUGACAUCGUCAUGAACAGAAACGGAUGAUGGCUUCAUAUUCUUAAAUAUAAUUUCCAACUAUGGUGAAAUUUUGAAUGGUUGUAAAAACUGUUUUUGCAUUUUUAUACCUCACUUAUUUUGUUAAUGGAGACUGUCUAGAGUUUGAAGUAAUUCUUACCAGAAAGUCCAUCAGUAAUUAUUUCAAAUAUAAAACUGAUAUCUAAAAAUUGAGUUAAUGAAAAUAAACUCAAAUUUUUCAUAAAAAUAUGAAAUUAUACGGAACUUUAUGUACAUGGAAAGUGAAUAAUUUCUAUUAUUUUUCUAUUUGAUAUUUAUCAUAUUUAUGUAAUUAAAAACACAAUUAAAUUUUAAAUUAAAUUAAACUGAGCUCCAGGAAGACUUAUCAUUUUCUCUGAACCAUGACUCUGAAAAUUUGGAAAGCACCGUACAAGAGGGAUUUUCAGUGAUUCACAGGAGUGCAAGAUUCUGCAAAGUACUUUCAAAACUGAGCGUGAGGUCUUUGCUACUGCCUUUAUGGCAUGCAAAUCACUCAGCCUCAACUCAGUUCCUUCCUCCAAUGUAAAAAUACUACAAGAACAUCUCACGCUUCCAUCAAAUGGGACCAAGUGUGAUAUUUUACACUGGACUACACAAUAGGCUGGAAAAGUGAUCCGCAGAGAGUCUCAUGGCUGUAAGUUCACUCCCUGUACCAACUGUCUUGCACAAAGCUGCCACCCGGGUGUCUUCUUCCAACAUUUCCCCUAGUUGGACUUCAAAGUUUCCUUCUUGCAGCCUGUGCGGGGACCAAGAGGCCGGUCUAGAGCAGCCGCCCAGCAUCGGGAUCCGACCUCCUUUUCCCUUUCCUCAGGAAGACUUGGAUGCGCGCCAGCCCAGCCCGGGUCUCCAGGUUCAGCUGCGGAAGCUUCCCACAUGGUGCCCGUCGCUUGGGAUGCGGCUGUCCUUGUGCCUUCUCUGCAGGUGUCCCGGCAGGUAGAGGAGGAGACCGGUGGCUGGUGUUCCUGCAGGGCGGGGCUGGGGCUCCUCGAUAUCCUUGAGCUCGCCUUGCAGGUUCUGCGCCCCAGGCCCCGGCAGGGACGGAAACAGGCCGGGAAGCAGUGACACCUGGGGCAGUCAGUCAUCCAGGAGCCGCCGCCACCCGCCCCACCCCCAGUCUCCGCCGGAGGUGUUUGUCUUCGCCUCUGUUCCCGGCUCUUUCUGUUUCACUUUUCUUUUCGCCGGGGGUUGGGACUCCGGGUGGCAGGCGCCCGGGGGAAUCCCAGCUGACUCGCUCACUGCCUUCGAAGUCCGGCGCCCCCCGGGAGGGAACUGGGUGGCCGCACCCUCCCGGCUGCGGUGGCUGUGGCCCCCCACCCUGCAGCCAGGACUCGAUGGAGGUACAGAGCUCGGCUUCUCUGCCUUGGGAGGGGAGUGGUGGUGGUUGGAAGGGCGAUGGAAUUUUCCCCGAAAGCCUACGCCCGGGGCCCCUCCCAGCUCCAGUGCUACCCUCCGGUCUAUCCUACUGGCCGGACUGCCCCGCCCUCUCAUGGGGAAAACUUAGCCGCAACUUCAAUUUUUGGUUUUUCCCCUAAUGACACUUUAAUGACACUUCCUAGGCUCUCCUCGCCAUCCUCCCGCUUCCGGAGGAGCGCAGAUCGCAGGUCCCUUUGCCCCUGGCGUGCGACUCCCUGCUGCGCUGCGCUCUUACGGCGUUCCAGGCUGCUGGCUAGCGCAAAGCGGGCCGGGCACCCUGCGCUCCGCUGGGAGGGUGAGGGACGCGCGUCUGGCGGCCCCAGCCAAGCUGCGGGUUUCUGAGAAGACGCUGUCCCGCAGCCCUGAGGGCUGAGUUCUGCACCCAGUCAAGCUCAGGAAGGCCAAGAAAAGAAUCCAUUCCAAUAUAUGGCCAUGUGGUUCUUUGGAGCAAUGUUCCAUCAUGUUCCAUGCUGCUGACAUCACACGGAGCACAGAAAUCAAUGUUAGCAGAUAGCCAGCCCAUACAAGAUCGUAUUUUAUUGUAGGAGGCAUCGUGGAUGGAUGGCUGCUGGAAACCCCUUGCCAUAGCCAGCUCUUCUUCAAUACUUAAGGAUUUACCGUGGCUUUGAGUAAUGAGAAUUUCGAAACCACAUUUGAGAAGUAUUUCCAUCCAGUGCUACUUGUGUUUACUUCUAAACAGUCAUUUUCUAACUGAAGCUGGCAUUCAUGUCUUCAUUUUGGGCUGUUUCAGUGCAGGGCUUCCUAAAACAGAAGCCAACUGGGUGAAUGUAAUAAGUGAUUUGAAAAAAAUUGAAGAUCUUAUUCAAUCUAUGCAUAUUGAUGCUACUUUGUAUACGGAAAGUGAUGUUCACCCCAGUUGCAAAGUAACAGCAAUGAAAUGCUUUCUCUUGGAGUUACAAGUUAUUUCACAUGAGUCCGGAGACACAAGUAUUCAUGAUACAGUAGAAAAUCUUAUCAUCCUAGCAAACAACAGUUUGUCUGCUAAUGGGAAUGUAACGGAAUCUGGAUGCAAAGAAUGUGAGGAAAUGGAGGAAAAAAAUAUUAAAGAAUUUUUGCAGAGUUUUGUACAUAUUGUCCAAAUGUUCAUCAACACUUCUUGAUUGCAGUUGAUUCUUUUAAAAGUGUUUCUGUUAUUAACAAACAUCACUCUGCUGCUUAGACAUAACAAAACACUCAGCAUUUCAAAUGUGUUGUCAAAACGUUUUUCUGUCAAGAAGAUGAUCAGACCUUGGAUCAGAUGAACUCUUAGAAAUGAAGGCAGAAAAAUGUCAUUGAGUAAUAUAGUGACUAUGAACUUCUCUCAGACUUACUUUACUCAUUUGUUUUUAAUUUAUUAUUGAAAUUGUACAUAUUUGUGGAAUAAUGUAAAAUGUUGAAUAAAAAUAUGUACAAGUGUUGUUUUUUAAGUUGCACUGAUAUUUUACCUCUUAUCGCAAAAUACCAUUUGUUUAAGGGUGAUAGUCAAAUUAUGUAUUGGUGGGGCUGGUUACCAAUGCUGCAGGUCAACAGCUAUGCUGGUAUGCUCCUGCCAGUGUGGAACCACUGACUACUGGCUCUCAUUGACUUCCUUACUAAGCAUAGCAAACAGAGGAAGAAUUUGUUGUCAAUAAGAAAAAGAAGAACUAUAUGUGAAUCCUCUUCUUUACACUGUAAUUUAGUUAUUGAUGUAUAAAGAAACUGUUAUGAAAUAAAGAAAUUGCAAUAACUGGCAUAUAAUGCCCAUCAGUAAAUCUUGGUGGUGGUGGCAAUAAUAAACUUCUACUGAUAGGUAGAAUGGUGUGCAAGCUUGUCCAACCAUGGAUUGGAGGCCACAUGCAGCCCAGGACAACUUUGAAUGUGGCCCAACACAAAUUCAUAAACUUUCAUACAACUCAUUUUUAGCUCAUCAGCUAUCAUUAGUGGUAGUGUAUUUAAAGUGUGGCCCAAGACAAUUCUUCUUAUUCCAGUGUGGCCCAGGGAAAUCAAAAGAUUGGAUGCCCCUGAUACAGAAAACUAAUAGUGACAGUGUUUAUAUUUCAUGCUUUCCCAAAUACAGGUAUUUUAUUUUCACAUUCUUUUUGCCAUGUUUAUAUAAUAAUAAAAAAAAACCCUGUUGAUUUGUUGGAGCCAUUGUUAUCUGACAGAAAAUAAUUGUUUCUAUUUUUUGCACUACACUGUCUAAAACUAGCAAGCUCUCUUCUAAUGGAACUGUAAGAAAGAUGAAAUAUUUUUGUUUUUUAAUAAAUUUAUUUUACCUUAA
This is a messenger RNA of Pongo pygmaeus (Bornean orangutan), 7299 nucleotides long. It is a transcript of the gene IL15, whose product is annotated as interleukin 15. The transcript is spliced from 8 exons. Gene Ontology annotation, cellular component: extracellular region. Lineage: Eukaryota; Metazoa; Chordata; Mammalia; Primates; Hominidae. The record is from RefSeq and is a predicted model, not a curated record. Gene Ontology annotation, molecular function: cytokine receptor binding; cytokine activity. Gene Ontology annotation, biological process: neutrophil activation; positive regulation of T cell proliferation; immune response. Bases 5672 to 6160 code for a protein of 162 amino acids.